CGAGUACCAGUGGCUGAGGCGUGUGUUCGAACUUCAUUGCCCUUAUAUACCAGCCCCGGUUUGAGGUCAAGCGUUAAUUUUUCAGCAGGCUUCUAGUGGGCGAUCUAUUUUGCGGUUUGAUCUGGAGAAAGCAACAGCGCCAAUGCGUCUGACUAUGGAAAGAGAGCCCGCUCCAAAGCGCAGCAAAGACUCGCUCGACAUGAGCAUGGUCGGUGCGCUAGCCGAACAUCCCGGCGAGCUCGUGAAGACCGACAAUCCUAACAUCGUUUGCACCAUUUUGCCAUCUCACUGGCGCGUGAACAAGACACUGCCAGUGCCAUUCAAGGUGCUGGCCGUCGGUGACAUGGUCGUUCCGGAUGGUGUCAAGGUCACGUUACUGGCCAGCAACGAGGAGAACGCCAGCGCGGAGCUGCGCAAUUCGACGGCCAUAUUUCGCAGCAAUGUGGCACGUUUUAACGAUCUGAGGUUCGUCGGCCGCUCUGGACGAGGCAAGUUUCUCGAUGUCGUCAUCAGCGUGCAGACCGACCCGAGUCAGAAGGCUGUGUACAAGAAAGCCAUCAAAGUGACCGUCGACGGUCCUCGAGAGCCGAGAAGGCAUAAGGUGAGGGAGAAACUGAUGCCGACUAUGCCCGGGCAUCACAUGUCGCCCUAUGUGAGGCAGCCGCUUAUGAUGACCAACAGCGACUUCAUGCAGGCGUCAUCGCUGACGUCAGUGCAGUCCUCUCUAUCGUCGUCAUCCAGCUCGUUGGGAUCAGCGGGGGAUACGCCCCAGAUGCAGCGAGGAGUGUUUGCACACAGAGAGGGUUCAGCAUUCAGUGCCAUACCAAGUGAACAUGCAAUGAAGCGAAAUCAUGGAUUCCCAGUGAGUUCAGUGGGUGUGGUGAGUCAGGCCGGGCAUUCUGAUAUGUCGAUGGCUGGAAGUCAGCCGUUGUUCACGACAUCAUCGCAGGAGAUGCCAUCUCUACAGCCAGUCGUGACGACUGCUGAUGCACUCGCUGCUGUGAGUAGCCCGUUUGGUGGCAGACAGUUUCCCGGUGCACUAGAACGAGGCUUCGUUUUUCCUCCUCCGUUUGCGAUUCGAUCGCCGACUACGACAAACUUUGGAUAUGCACCGUUUGGGGGUGGAGGGCCACCUGGCCUCGUCCCUCUGUCUCCUCUUCCCGUCGGUAUUAGUGGACUUAGUCUGUCGUUGCCAUCUCCACAGACGUUAGACAUCACGUCUUGUCAAGCUCCCCAUUAUUCGAUGAUGGGAGAACGACCGGCACAAGCUUUCGACGUUCCGGCCAGUGCACUAGCUGGCCUCGUCACAUCGGCAGAUAUAUUCAGUCUUCCGGUCACACCGAGAACCCCCAUCACGCCGACAGUUCGAUAUGCUCAAAUGCAUGCAGCACAAGCUGCAGGUCAGCUUAUGGCACCUCCGACCAUCGGCCCUGGAGUGUCAUUAGCCAGUGAACUAGCAAUGGGGCAUGGAUCGUUCCAGUUCGAUCACAUCAAUCAUUAUCAUCCAGCUGCGAUGGCUGCCAUGUCGAUCAAUGGAGAGACGAUGAUGAGUUCUGGAGCACCAGACACCUACGUGCCUGCAAUCACUCUGUCACCUCCUCCCAAGUCUAAACCUCUGAGCAGGAGUUCUUCGUUAAUAAAGACUGAAAGCGAUGCACAGGCCACGAGGCAGAGCAAUAGUGGCAACACGGACGAGGACUCGGGCAAGGAUCUGUGGAGGCCCUACUGAUCCAACAAACAAGCAUCCCUCCCUGUCGAUAAGACACGUUUAGAUUGUACAAAUUGACAGAAAUAGCGCUGGAGGACACUUGGGUUGAGAGGAUUUAUUUAGUCGUGUUCUAGUUGAUUUGGUGAUUUGGUUAUUGCCAGCUUACAUUUUAUUCCUCUGGUCUGGUUUGAAAGUCAACGCUAUUUUGAUUGAGAGUAAUAAGGACUGGAUUGUAGCAGUUUUAUCUUACUACUUAAGUUUACCUUGAAUUUUGCAAUUUUUUUGUAGUGAAAUCCCGAGAUAAUCAGUUGACGCACCUGCCUGACUGCAGAUUUUCUACAGGCUGUUUAUGUAUUAUUGAGAAGUAGAGAAGUAGAACAGCGGUUGUAAUCAACGUCUCAA
Corticium candelabrum is the source of this 2110-nucleotide messenger RNA. RefSeq names its product runt-related transcription factor 3-like. The transcript is spliced from 4 exons. The coding region runs from base 143 to 1729 and encodes 528 amino acids. Gene Ontology annotation, molecular function: DNA-binding transcription factor activity, RNA polymerase II-specific; ATP binding; RNA polymerase II cis-regulatory region sequence-specific DNA binding. The record is from RefSeq and is a predicted model, not a curated record. Gene Ontology annotation, biological process: regulation of DNA-templated transcription. NCBI's taxonomy places the organism in Eukaryota, Metazoa, Porifera, Homoscleromorpha, Homosclerophorida, Plakinidae. Gene Ontology annotation, cellular component: nucleus.